AUGAGUUUGAAUAAAAAUAUUGACAGCUUGUAAGAAGGAAAUGUAACUAUUUAAAAAACAAAUGUUUUAGCUAGCAGAAUUUAAGAACCACUCAAGCUAAAAAUUCUUAUUCUUUAAGGGACAGAAAUAAUGGUUAAAGAAUUAGAAAAUAUUAAAUAAUGCUCAAACUUGAUAAAGCUCGAUAUAAGUAGCAAUAAAAUAUAGUCUUUUCCUAAGAAUGUUUCAUUCAAAAAUUUAACAUCUCUUAAGUUACUUUAUCUUCAUAAUAAUUUAAUUGAUGAUGCUGAGAGUUUGUAUAAGGUCUUUGAAAUACCUAAUUUAAUGUAUCUUACUAUUUUCAACAAUCCUCUAUCAACUAAGUGGUCACUUCGUCACUUUGUUGUUAAUUCUAUGCCUAAGCUAUUCGCCUUGGAUUUUAAUGCAAUUUCUGAUGAAGAAAGGAUGGAGAUGAUAUCAAAAACUGAUAGAUUUUAUGCUCUUUCUCCUUCUACAAAAAUAAAUUGGCCUCUUAUUAGCAUCCCCUCUGAAACUGUUCUCUAAGAUGAUGACUAUCUCCUCUUAAUGAGAGAAGAAAUUAAGAUUAUUAUUAAAAAAUAUUCAGAAAAUUCCCCAGUUGUGAUAAUAUAAAGGAUAUGGAGAGGCUACGUUUGCAGAAAGUAGCUCAAAAGUAAACUUAAAACAGCUGAAGAUCGCUUACAGAUGUCGUUAAGGGUAUCUCAGCAUUGGAAGAAACAUACUAUGAGGAAGCUAACUCUCAAAACGUUAUUAUAAGAAAGGGGAAAGGAAUAUUUAUUAUAUGAAAAAAAGUCAUACUAAUUUCACAGAAGUCUUGAUAUGCUUAAAAAAUUGUUUAGGGAUUACUUGCACAGAUUUCGUAUUAAAAAGUAAAUGUAAAUGGCAGCUAGAAUUAUAUUAAAGGCUUUCAAAAAAAUGAAAUAGUUUUUAAAUUCAUAUUAGCAGGUACUCUUUCCUUAACCUGCUCUUCCAUAAUCUUCCACAAAGUCAAAUUAAAUGACGCCUGCUAAUAAAUUCUAAUCAUCUCAGUACAAAUAAAACCAAAAGAACUCUAAUUUAAAUAUGCAAAUUCAAAACUCAGACAAUAACAAUAAUAAUUUAUAACCUAACUAAAUAAUUAUUUAUUUUCAUCGUGAUUAAGUGAGGGAGUUUAGUAAAAUAUUUAAUGAUUGCUACAAAUAUAUAUAAAAUUAAGAUUAAGCUUAAAGUAUUUAUGAAGAUAUUAAAAAAAAUCUAUUUUCAAAGUAUGUAAAAAAAGCUGAAAAAGUUUUGGGAUUUCGUGUAAUAGAGAGUUAGGAAUCUAAAAAUCAUAUUUAUUACAGUAAGUAUCCGUUUAACGCUUUAAUGCGUCCUUCAUUAAGAUCAAAGGUUUUGUUCACAAAAACAGAUCAAAAAUAUUACGAAAUGCAAUAUCAUCCCUUCUUCAAUAGAUUUCAUAGCUACAUUAGUUUGCCUAAUAUGGAUAGAGAAUUGAAAAAAUAAAUAAUGACUGAAAAAGAUUGGGAGAAGUUUAAUUAUCUAUGUAAUAAACUAAGAAGAUUUUAAUAAAAAGAAUAUGAGUGCCUUAUGGAAUUUCAAUGCCCAGAUCCGAGUAUAGCUACAGCUUUCACAAAGCAAGUUAUAUCAUACAACUAUAUAGCUUUCCAUGGUUCAGAAGAGGAAAGCUAAAAUUAAGUUAGAGAUUUAUAUAAAGAAUAAGAGGAUCAAUUAAGAAAUAAGAAUAGAUCAAAUGAAUUGGAAGAAACCAAUUUUCUUACUAGUGUAGCUGACUAAGCUGAAUAAAUUUUACCUAAGAAUCAAGAAAGUUUAUAGCAAAAAAAAAAUUAAAAAAAGCCUCUUUUUUUAGUGUUUUUUAAGAAUUAUUUAAUUUAAGUAUCUGCAGCUGUAAAGAUACAAAAAAUAUGGAGAUACCAUAAAAGCAAGCCACAGCAAAUUUAAGUUUUUGCUAUAAUACAACAAAAAAGAGCUUGCAGUAAGCUUCAGCAUUGGUUUCGAAAUAUAAAAUGGUAUCACAAAAGAUCCUUUUACAGUUAGCUUUCAUACUACGUACAUUAACAAAUUAAUACAAACACACUUUUCCUGCAUUACUCUACUUAUGAAGAACUUCCUAAAAUUUAUUAAAAAACUCUCCAAAAGAAAACUCUAACGUUUAAGGAAUAAGACAAUAUGAUUUAGUACUCUCCCUUAAAAGGAACAGCGAGAUUAACUUGGAAUUUUGAUAAUUAAGAGCAAUAAAAAUUCAUAGAAUUAUAAAAAAGAAUUUUCCCAAAGUGGUUAAAAUUGACUGCAGAUUCAAAUACUAAAGAAAUGUCUGAUGAAGAAUAUUGUGGUGAUAUUAUGCAUUUGAUUCAUGUUUCUACAAAAAUAGGAUUAUUGUAGAUUGGAGGAAUGAAGUAUCUUAAAAUUGAAUUUGCUUCCCUCCAAGAAGCUAAAUAUAGAGCAGCAGCCCUUGCUCUAAUAACAUAUAGAUUUAGAAAUAACGGAUACUUUAUUAAGCUCUUUACUUAUUCAUAAAUAUCAAACUAUACAUUUAUACUUUCCGAAGAGACUGAGCUCAAAGCAACCUAUGACAUAAAUUUGAAGUAUGACUAAAAUAGAUGUCUUGCAAAGGAAGAAAAAUCUAUCAACAAUCCUAAUAGUUUAUUCUUAAGCAGCCAAAAUAAAAUAGAAUUUAAUUCGAAGGCUAGCAAGAUUUGCUAAAUGAGCUAAGUUGAAAGCCUUGUCACAUACAAAGAAACUAUGAUUCCCUUGCUCUAAAAGAAAUCCACUUAAAAACUGAGUAACACAAAAAAAUAGAAACCACUUUAAAAACUAGAAUAAGAAUUCAAUUUAUUCUAUAAUGAUUAAAUUUAUAUUUACAAGCCUCAAAAUAAUUAAGUUUUACUUAGUGGUAAAAAUUUAAAUGAAUAGAUAAAAGUUUAAAUUGAAGCUUAGAAUAUUGAAUUGCCUAAUAAAAGGGGACUUCCUUAGCUUUAAAAUGAGAAUUUUGAUUUCUCAAAAAGAGGUUUACCAGUAACUACUAACGAUACUUCUACCAAAUACGCUAAGUCUGAAUUUGAUUCAACAGUUAUAAGUUUUUAUAAAGGAAAUUAGGUUAAUCCUUUAUCAACUUCUCAUAGUAGAUAUCGCAGUAAACCUCUCUUAGACAACUCUUUAAAUAACAUAGUCACUGAUGUUACACUUUUAAAAGACCAGUAAAGGUGUCUAAGCAGAGAUUUCCAAGUUUUACUGAAGGAAAGAGAAGAACAAAGUAUAAUAGCAAAAUAAAAAGGAAUUUAAGAUAGUAAAAAGAGAUCUUAUUUAAUAAAAGAGAUAAAGAAUAUGGAUAAACUCAUUCACUAAAACGAAUAAAAAGAAAUUACCAAUAUUGAGAAGAAGAACAGAGAAUUUACAAAAGAAGUUAAUAUGAAAAUAGAUAUUGAAUAAAAACUGCAAAGAGUCGAAAUUCUAAAGCAAAUUGGGAUGCAAACAAAAAGUGAAGAAAUGUGGGUGCAGAAUUUUAACAGAUCUCAGAACUAUCUAGUUCGCUAAAUGACUUAAAUGAAUAAAAAAAAGGCUUAAGAUGAUCUUAUUAAGCGAAAUGUGGAGAAGGCUAAUAAGGUUAGAGAGAAAAAAUUGCUUGGAACAUCUUAACAAAACAGAACUUAAUCAUCACAUCAUAGAAAUAGAACAGAAUCAUCAUUUUGUUCAAGUUCAAGCAAUCAAAAUAAUUUUAUGUUGGCAAGCUUUUAAGAUUUUGAAAAUCAAUAAAGAGGGAAAAUUGCUAGCAGAGGAGGUGAUAGAACUACAUCCCUUUAACCUGCAUAAAAUCAAUAAUAAUAAAAUCCGUCUUUGGUUUAACUUGGAGUAUACUAAAAUGCUAAGCCUCCUUCAAAUAACAAAAAAAAUGUUAAAAGAUUAAAUACCUCAAGCGAUGUUAUGUAUAGAACAACUACAAAUGCAUCAAAUCCUUUAGAUACAAUUACUGGUUUAAAUACAGAACCAAACGAAAUAUAGAAUAUUAUUAGCUUAGAAUCUACUUUCUAUGGAAUGAACCAAGUUUAUAAUAAAAACUAAAAACUUUUUACAGAAGGAGAUGAAAAAUCACUAGGUAUCCAUACUAGCAAUAGUAAAAACAGUAAGAAGAUAACGCUAAAAAGAAGUUUGGAUAAAGGUUUAAAGACAUAAACUCAAUUUAAUAAUAAAAUAGUGCAUGCAGUAUUUCCAGAGGAAUUCUAUCCAAUUUCUACAGGAUCUAAUUAAAUAAAAUUAAAUAUUCAAAAUUUUUGA
Molecule: messenger RNA, 4284 nt
Organism: Tetrahymena thermophila SB210
Lineage: Eukaryota; Ciliophora; Oligohymenophorea; Hymenostomatida; Tetrahymenidae
Product: LRR and IQ domain protein, putative
Exons: 6
Molecular function (GO): protein binding
Source: RefSeq, a predicted model, not a curated record